AUGGAAAACCGUGAUCAGCCCGUCAAACCCCGUCUCUUGCGACCAUUGCUACCUCGUGAACGCUCCUUCUUUGAUCGGAUCCUCGAUCUUCUCGUUGGCGAUGGACCUGACAAAAGAUAUGCUUUGAUUUGUCGGGAAUGCGCGGCUCACAACGGAAUGGCAUUGCAUGAGGAAUUCGAGUACCUCGCUUUUCGAUGCGGUUACUGUUCCCACUUCAAUCCUCCCCGCCGAACGUGGGUCAAAACUCCAGUGCCUUCCAACGUUGCCAGCUCCCCAGCAAUUCGCACCUCAUUCUCCUGUGAACCAAUUGGCACUCCUUCUAGACAGCGUGACCACACACCGACCUCAGCUUCAGCAAGCGAUCGAGAACGAUCCGUGUCACCUGCAUCUUCCACACCUAGAAAUUCAAGCGGCCUUGAGGAGAAUGGCGAGUUCAGCUCAGGCAUGUCUGUGACAGUCGAACCCCAUUCCACCUAAUCCAUCAUUCCUCGAUUGUAUAGACGACUACGGUCUUCCUAAGUUUCCUCCAUGUGAUCAUCUCACGAUUCAUUUUCAAUCUCAAUGUGAAUCCCAAUGACUGUCAUUGUCCAUAAAUGCUUCCCCCUUG
This is a messenger RNA of Dicrocoelium dendriticum, 607 nucleotides long. Lineage: Eukaryota; Metazoa; Platyhelminthes; Trematoda; Plagiorchiida; Dicrocoeliidae. The record is from the annotation of a GenBank genome assembly.